AUGGCGCAAAUCACUGAGAACGAUGCCCUACCCCCCAUUGAAGACACCGACAUAAUCUGGCCCGACGAUCUACCGAAUGCUCCCCAAUUCCAGGAGGAAGAUGAACCUGCUACAACUCCGAUGGAUCAAGAGAUAGAGCCUGAUGAUAGGGACUGGACAGAAAUUUUGGCUGAACAAGAUCGACGGCUUUUUGAGAUCAGAGUUAAUAAUGCGAAACUCUACUCUGGAUAUCUCUAUAGCCAUAUUCCCAAUUCAAUUAUCGACUGGGAACUCGAUGGAUCAACGAGACCGUGUCGUGUCCAAGGCCUGUCCUAUUAUAGCAAACCUAUGGGAUCGAUUAGAGAGCUCGAAAAUCACCUGAAGUCAGCAAAACAUUUAAAAUAUGACGCAUCUCUCGCUCGACAAUCCCCUGCUCCCAAGCAAACGACUGAUCAGCAAGACUACCAAGUCCCAGUCCCACCAUUGAAGAGAACAAAGUUGGAGCAUACCGUGAGCCCCGAAGAGUUGAUGAGCGACGAUCUCGUGUUGGAGGACAAGCCUUUUAAUGAGGCUUUGCAGUUACCGAGUUCUUUUAAUUACCCUCCUUGGCUGGUCAUUCCAGACUCUCAAGAUACAGCCUCUGAGGAUGAGGAGAUGACACUAUCACCCACAACUGAGCCUCGGCUUAAGCAUACUAUCGAGAAGACAACUGGCGAUGAUCUUGUGUUGAAGGACAAAUCUUUCGAUGAGGCUUCAGAAUACCCGUCUUCUUUCAACUACCCUCCCUGGCUGGUUAUCCCAGACUCUCGAGAGACCUCUGAGGAUGAGGAGAUGCUACCAUCACCUGCGAAUGAGCUUGGGCCUGUGUUAAAGCAUACAGUUGAGAAGACAACUGGUGAGAACCUUGUAUUAGAGGACAAGUCGUUUGAGGAGGCUUCAAAGAUGCCACUUUCUUUUUCUUACCCUCCGUGGGGAGUUGUCCAGGACUCGGACGAGGACUCAGAGAAUGAGCCGUAUGUGCAUGCUGUUUGA
Molecule: messenger RNA, 1011 nt
Organism: Fusarium odoratissimum NRRL 54006
Lineage: Eukaryota; Fungi; Ascomycota; Sordariomycetes; Hypocreales; Nectriaceae
Exons: 3
Coding region: 1-1011 (336 amino acids)
Source: RefSeq, a predicted model, not a curated record